Aspergillus bombycis is the source of this 1248-nucleotide messenger RNA. RefSeq names its product NEDD8-activating protein UBA3. Gene Ontology annotation, cellular component: nucleus; cytoplasm. The record is from RefSeq and is a predicted model, not a curated record. Gene Ontology annotation, molecular function: NEDD8 activating enzyme activity. Lineage: Eukaryota; Fungi; Ascomycota; Eurotiomycetes; Eurotiales; Aspergillaceae. Gene Ontology annotation, biological process: protein neddylation. The coding region runs from base 1 to 1248 and encodes 415 amino acids. The transcript has 6 exons.
AUGGCUUCCGCAGACUCUUACCUUAGGUGGAAACACCUCCACAAGGUUUUAACCAAGCCGGGACCUUUCAGCGAUGAAGACUGGGUGCCUGGUCCGGAAACCAUUAGUGCUUUGGAGACGUCAAAAAUUCUAGUGAUCGGGGCUGGAGGUCUAGGAUGCGAGAUCCUGAAGAACCUUGCUUUGUCCGGUUUCAAGGAUAUCCAUGUUAUUGAUAUGGAUACCAUCGACAUCUCUAAUCUGAAUCGUCAGUUUUUAUUUCGUCAGUCUGACAUCGGCAAACCUAAAGCCGAGGUUGCGGCUGCUUUCGUAGAGAGACGAGUCAAAGGCGUCAAAAUUACCCCUUAUGUAGGGAAGAUUCAAGAUAAGGAUGAGGAUUACUAUAUGCAGUUCAAGAUAGUCGUUUGCGGUCUCGAUAGCAUAGAAGCAAGACGAUGGAUCAAUGCCACCCUUAUUGGCAUGGUUGAUCCUGAAAACCCUGAGAGCCUGAAGCCUCUCAUUGAUGGAGGAACUGAAGGUAUGGAAUUCGACCACCCUGGGCCAUCACAGGAGGCUAACAAGGACCAGGCUUCAAAGGGCAGGCGCGUGUUAUUCUACCAACUCUGUCUUCGUGCAUUGAAUCCCCAGCAUUGUAUCGAGUGGGCGCAUCAGAUCGCCUGGCAGGAAAAGCGCAAGGACGACCCUUUCGAUAGUGAUGAUCUGGACCACAUUAAUUGGCUGUACAAUGCGGCUCUGGAGCGAGCAAAGCAAUUCCAUAUCCACGGAGUCACCUUCCAGAUGACCCAGGGUGUAGUCAAGAACAUCAUUCCUGCAAUCGCCUCUACAAACGCCGUCAUUGCCGCUGCGACAACAUCUGAGGCAUUAAAGAUCGCCACAUCGUGCAACCCGUACCUUGACAACUAUAUGAUGUACGCCGGCGAAGAAGGUGUGUACACCUAUACGUUCGAGGCUGAAAAGAAACCGGAUUGCCCUGUCUGUGGCAACCUCGCGCGAAGCAUGACCGUUGAUCCGGACAUGACGCUGCAAGAGUACAUCGACACUCUUGGCGACCGGCCGGAAGCUCAGCUUAAGAAGCCUAGCAUGAGAACGGAAGAAAAGACACUCUACCAGCGUUUCCCGCCUCAAUUGGAGGAACAGACCAGGGCCAAUCUAAACUACAAGCUUAGAGAUUUAGUAGAAGACGGGCAAGAGAUCGCAGUCAGCGACCCCGCUUAUACUAUCGAUUUCCGCUACCGGUUGCUGUUCAAAUAA